Molecule: messenger RNA, 1407 nt
Organism: Argentina anserina (silverweed cinquefoil)
Lineage: Eukaryota; Viridiplantae; Streptophyta; Magnoliopsida; Rosales; Rosaceae
Exons: 6
Coding region: 41-1246 (401 amino acids)
Source: RefSeq, a predicted model, not a curated record
UUUCUCUGUGUGACUUACCACUUGGGUGUGUGAGUGAGAAAUGGAAAGCGGGCUUCCCAUGCUCAACUGUCUUUUGCAGCAUACUCUCAGAGGCUUAUGUUCAUGUUCAUCAGAUUCUUCUUCUUCUUCAAAUUCUUCUAAGUGGGUUUAUGCUGUGUUCUGGAGAAUCUUGCCCAGGAACUAUCCUCCUCCCAAGUGGGAUUAUGGAGGUAGUGUUCUUGAUCGCUCCAAAGGAAACAAAAGGAACUGGAUUCUUGUUUGGGAGGAUGGCUUCUGUGAUUUCUAUGAAUGUGAGCAAGCAGGAAGUAGCUACUUAAAGGGGAGGUUUGGAGCUGAUAUCUUCUUCAAAAUGUCCCAUGAGGUUUAUAACUUUGGAGACGGUUUACUGGGGAAGGUAGCAGUAGACAAUAGUCAUAAAUGGGUGUUCAGAGAUGCACCAAAUCAAGUUGACAACCCCAACUUCAUUUCCUCUUGGAAUGUCUCCACUGAACCUCAACCGAAGGCAUGGGAGUUUCAAUUCAGUUCAGGCAUUCAGACUAUUGCCAUCAUUUCUGUUAGAGAAGGCAUAAUUCAGCUUGGCUCGUUCGAUAAGAUAGCUGAAGAUCUCAAUCUGGUGAUCAACAUACAGAGGAAAUUCAGCUACCUGCAAAGCAUACCAGGUGUUUUCGCCAUGCAAAGGCCUUACCUACCUAUCCAGCAUCCCUACAUCCUCAAACCAAGUAACGCUCAGAAUAUGAUUAUGAAUGGAAGCAAUACUACUACUACUACUGCUAGUAAUGGUGCAGGGGUCAAGAGAUUGUUCAACCACACGCCGGAUGAUCAGAUGAUCAAGUCCAUCAACUUGGGCUGGAACACACCUCAAAAUGGGAUAGGACUAGGACUCCGAGGAUCAUCUUCCACUUCAGUAUUACCUGAUCCUAAUUGGCCGAUUCCAUUUCAACCGCCUUUUCUACCCUCCAUUUCAUGCAGCCUUGGAGCUCUUUUAUCAAAGCUCCCUUCAGUUUCACCUUCACCUUAUACUAAUGAUGUCAUUCAUGAAGCUCCUCAUACUAUGACUACUAAUUCAGCUACGCUCAUGAACAACAACGACAACUGUGCCGAUCACGAAAACAAAACACUGAAGGUUAGUGGUGGCAAUAUUAAGAUAGAGGCAUCAUCAUCGCCCUGUCAUUUAGAUGUAGCUCAAGAAGAAAAGCAUAACGCCAUAGACCCUAAUAAUCUUGGUUUGGGAAAAGGGCAGAGUUAAUUAGCCUAUUCUGCAUCUUUUCGUACAAUAAUAGUGUAUGUAGCAUGAGAACAUGUCUUUUCUUCUCCUAAUUGGGGUACAAACCAUCAUAUGAUUAUGUGAAUCCAGAUAAUGUAUGAUAGCAUGUUGACGAUAAAUAAAAGUGUUAUGGUUUAAGUGCU